GCAACAGCAUGGGGUUCAGAUGAAGACACCAGGAGGUCCUGUCAAAGUAAAGGGAAAACAGAGGAGGAGUGCCAGAACUAUGUCCGUGUGCUGAUUGUUUAUGGCAAGAAGGUGUUUACCUGUGGUACCAAUGCCUUUUCGCCAGUGUGUUCCAGUCGACAGGUAGGAAAUCUUAGCAAAAUCAUUGACAGAAUUAAUGGAGUGGCUCGGUGCCCGUACGACCCCCGGCAUAACUCAACAGCUGUGAUUACAUCACGAGGAGAACUCUAUGCUGCAACUGUAAUUGAUUUCUCUGGACGGGAUCCUGCUAUUUACCGCAGCCUUGGAAAUGUUCCCCCACUUAGGACAGCACAAUACAACUCCAAAUGGCUCAAUGAGCCUAACUUUAUUGCUGCCUACGACAUUGGUUUGUUCACCUAUUUCUUCUUCCGUGAGAAUGCGGUAGAACAUGACUGUGGGAAAACAGUGUAUUCUCGUGUGGCAAGGGUUUGCAAAAAUGAUAUCGGAGGGAGAUUUUUGCUGGAGGACACAUGGACAACUUUCAUGAAGGCCAGGCUGAACUGCUCCCGUGCUGGCGAAAUCCCUUUCUAUUAUAAUGAAUUGCAAAGCACCUUCUAUCUUCCUGAGCAAGAUCUAAUCUAUGGAGUCUUCACUACUAAUGUAAACAGCAUAGCUGCCUCAGCAGUGUGUGCCUUCAAUCUGAGUGCCAUUACUCAGGCAUUUAAUGGUCCUUUCCGUUACCAAGAAAAUCCAAGAUCAGCCUGGCUGCCAACGUUAAACCCCAUCCCUAAUUUCCAGUGUGGGACGCUGAGUGAUGACAGCCCUAACGAGAACCUGACGGAGAGAGUCCUGCAGGAUGCGCAGCGCUUGUUCCUGAUGAACGAUGUUGUGCAGCCGGUGACUGUAGAUCCAUACGUGACUCAGGACAACAUUCGAUUUUCCAAACUGGUGGUUGAUAUUGUUCAGGGGAAGGAUACUCUCUACCACGUGAUGUAUAUUGGGACAGAGUAUGGCACCAUCUUGAAGGCCCUUUCUACCACUAACAGGAGCCUGAGGAGCUGUUAUUUAGAGGAGAUGCAGAUCCUCCCUGAUGGACAACGGGAAGCAAUCAAGAGUCUCCAAAUCCUGCACAGCGACAGGUCACUCUUUGUGGGCUUAAAUAAUGGAGUGCUAAAAAUUCCUCUGGAGAGAUGCUCCAUGUACAGAACAGAAGGGGAAUGCCUAGGAGCCAGAGACCCCUAUUGCGGCUGGGAUAAUAAGCAGAAGCGAUGCACCACCAUUGAGGACAGCUCCAACAUGAGCCUGUGGACUCAAAAUAUUACUGAGUGCCCAGUGAAAAACCUGACAACAAAUGGAAGACUGGGGCCUUGGUCCCCAUGGCAACUGUGUGAGCAUUCGGAUGGGGACAGCACAGGCUCCUGUGUGUGUAGGUCACGUUCAUGUGACAGCCCUCCUCCUCGCUGCGGAGGUCGCAGCUGUGAAGGAGCCAGGAUUGAGGUCGCAAAUUGCUCAAGAAACGGCGCUUGGACACCCUGGUCUUCCUGGGCCCCAUGUAGCACCUCCUGCGGGAUUGGCUUUCAGGUCCGCCAGCGAUCCUGCAGCAACCCUGCUCCACGGUACGGAGGCAGGGUCUGUGUUGGACAGAGCAGGGAAGAAAGAUUCUGUAAUGAGAACAGUCCAUGUCCAUUACCAAUUUUUUGGUCUUCAUGGGGUCCUUGGAAUAAAUGUAGUGUGAAUUGUGGUGGAGGGAUUCAUUCAAGGCAGAGGUCCUGUGAAAAUGGAAAUACAUGUCCAGGCUGUGCUGUGGAAUAUAAGACCUGUAACCCAGAGAGCUGCCCGGAGGUGCGCAGGAACACACCCUGGACCCCUUGGAUGCCUGUCAACAUCACCCAGAAUGGUGCUCGCCAGGAGCAGCGCUUCCGCUACACGUGUCGUGCCCAGCUGUCUGAUCCCCAUGAGCUGCAGUUCGGGAGGAAGAAGACCGAGAGUCGAUUCUGCCCCAUUGAUGGUUUACGGGUGUGUGAUACUGACUCUCUUGUUGAUGACCUCCUCAAGACUGGUAAGACCUCUGCACGGAUUAUCAAUGGGGGCUGGUCCUUUUGGGGGGCCUGGUCUUCCUGUUCCAGGGACUGUGAGUUGGGCUUUAGGAUCAGGAAGAGAACAUGCACAAACCCUGAACCUAAAAACGGUGGCUUGCCCUGCGUGGGGUCAGCGAUGGAGUACCAAGACUGCAAUCCACAUCCCUGCCCAGUGAAAGGCUCAUGGUCUUGCUGGACUCCUUGGUCUCACUGCUCAGCAACCUGUGGAGGAGGACACUACCAGCGCACACGGACUUGCACCAAUCCAGCUCCGUCUAGCGGAGAGGACAUCUGCAUUGGUCUACACACUGAGGAGGCCCUUUGCAACACACACCCGUGUGAAGGUGGCUGGUCGGAGUGGUCAGAGUGGAGCCUGUGCAAUGAAGAGGGCAUCCAAUACCGCAGCCGUUAUUGUGAGGUGCACAGUCCAGACUCUUCUCAGUGCGUCGGAAACAGCACACAGUACCAAGAGUGCCUGUAUAAUGAAAUUCCUGUGAUCCUGCCAGCCUCCAGCAUUGAUGAAAGCACAAACUGUGGAGGUUUUAGUCUCAUCCAUCUGAUUGCCACUGGGGUCUCCUGUUUUUUCGGCUCUAGCCUCUUAACGUUUGUGAUUUACGUGUACUGCCAGCGCUGUCAGAGGCAGUCCCAGGAGUCGACUGUUAUCCACCCAACCACUCCCAACCAUCUCCAUUACAAGGGCAACACAACCCCUAAGAACGAGAAGUACACCCCUAUGGAGUUCAAGACACUUAACAAGAACAAUUUGAUACCGGAUGACAGGACCAACUUCUACCCGUUGCAGCAAACCAACGUGUACACAACAACCUAUUAUCCCAGUACACUGAAUAAAUAUGACUACAGGCCCGAGGCCUCCCCUGGAAGGACCUUUGCCAACAGCUGA
Messenger RNA from Tauraco erythrolophus (red-crested turaco), 2979 nucleotides. The record is from RefSeq and is a predicted model, not a curated record. Lineage: Eukaryota; Metazoa; Chordata; Aves; Musophagiformes; Musophagidae.